Messenger RNA from Cuscuta campestris, 3862 nucleotides. NCBI's taxonomy places the organism in Eukaryota, Viridiplantae, Streptophyta, Magnoliopsida, Solanales, Convolvulaceae. The record is from the annotation of a GenBank genome assembly.
AGUCCUCCCAAUCUUCUUCUGCGUCUCUCUCAGCAGCCUCCUCUGUUUUCAUCUCUCAAACACUUCCCAAACUGAUCCUUUUCUGGAAAAACCCUAACGAAUCAACAAUUUUGCUCCCCUGUUUCAUGUAUUCCUUCACACACGUCCAGGUAAGCCCACCACGAUCUAUAUCUCCAUUUUAAUCGAGUUUCCAGUUUUCUAAUCCUUCAUUCUUGGCUUGAGUAAUUCUGAGCGGAUUAAAUAGUUCAUGCAAGCAUUUACAGUCCUUUAGCGAAAUUUGGGUGGUUUUACAUUAACUCCGAGGGUUUAGGGUUUUGGGUCCGUGAUGGAUAAUCUGGAAAAAGCUAUAGUGAUAAGCUUCGAUGAAACUGGGAGUGUGGAUGGUUUGCUGAAAUCCCAGGCGAUUGCUUUUUGUCAGCAAAUGAAGGAGUCCCCAUCAAUUUGUAGUAUAUGCAUCGAUUGUUUGUGCUUUUCGAAGAUCGUUCAGGUCCAGUUCUGGUGCUUGCAGUGUCUCCACGAUGUACUUCGGGUUAGGUACUCUUCAAUGAGUUCCCAGGAGAAGUUACUUGUCAGGAAAUCUGUUUUUUCAAUGGCUUGUUAUGAGAAUACUGAUGAUAAGAACUUGGCGAGGGUUCUGGAUAGUCCAGCCUUCAUAAAGAAUAAACUUGCUCAAGUUUUUGUAACUUUAAUUUAUUUUGAGUACCCGUUAACAUGGCCUUCUGUCUUUGUUGACUUCUUGCCAAAUCUCAGUAAAGGAGCAAUUGUUAUUGAUAUGUUUUGUCGGGUUUUGAAUGCCAUGGAUGAGGAGAUAAUUAGUUCGGACUAUCCGAGGAGCCAAGAUGAUGUGAGUAUUGCAGGGCGAGUGAAGGAUGCUAUGAGGCAGCAAUGCAUUGCUCAGAUUGUUUGGGCAUGGUAUGAUGUCUUGUUGGUGUAUAGGAAUUCCGACCCCGAUUUGUGUGCUAGUGUUUUGGAUUCUGUAAGUAGGUAUGUUUCCUGGAUCGACAUUGGGUUGAUAGUCAACGAUGCAUUUCUUGCAUUGUUGUUUGAGUUAAUGUUAGCUGAUGGCUUGCCAGAACAACUCCGUGCUGCUGCUGCUGGAUGUGUGCAAGCAGUAGUCUCUAAGCGCAUGGAUCCAAAAGCUAAGAUCAAUCUCUUACAAAAUCUUCAGAUAAGAAGGGCCUGUAGUUUGUUGGUUGGUGACAAUGAUUCUGAGUUGGUAUCAAGCAUUGCUUCAUUGCUCACUGCCUAUGCCACUGAGGUUGUAGACUGUUUCAAGCGGAUAGACUCAGGGGACAGCAGAACUAUCUCAGUGGAACUGCUGAAUGAGGUUAUGCCCUCAGUGUUUUAUGCUAUGCAACAUUGUGAACUUGAUGAAACUUUUAGCAUUGUGCAGUUCCUUUCAGGCUAUGUUGCGAUGAUGAGGAGUCUAACUCAAUUGACAGAGACACAGCUGCAUCAUUUAGGUCAGAUACUGGAUGUAAUUCGUUCCCGCAUUCGCUUUGAUUCGAAAUACCGUGACAAUAUUGAUGCAUUGGAUAAAGUUGGGAAGGACGAAGAAGAUCGGAUGGCUGAGUUUCGAAAGGAUUUGUUGGUUCUACUUCGCAGUGUUGGACGUGUUGCACCUGAUGCUACACAAAUUUUUAUUAGAAACUCCUUGGCUAGUGCUGUUGCAUCUAGUGAGGAUUAUAAUGUUGAGGAAAUCGAGGCUGCUCUUUCAUUAUUUUAUUCCUUUGGUGAAUCAGUUAGUGACGAGGUAAUAAGAACCGGAGGUGGUAUUUUAGGAGAGCUGGUGCCAAUGCUACUGUCAACAAAGUUCCCUUGCCACUCUAAUAGACUUGUUGCAUUAAUGUAUUUGGAAACUAUCGCAAGGUACAUGAAGUUUGUUCAGGAGAGUACACAAUACAUACCCAUGGUUCUCGGUGCAUUUCUAGAUGAAAGAGGCAUACAUCAUCCAAAUAUUAAAGUGAGCAGGAGAGCAAGUUAUCUUUUCAUGAGGGUUGUUAAGUUGCUAAAAGCAAAACUCGUCCCAUACGUAGAGGUCAUUUUACAGAGCGUGCAAGAUACUGUUGCUCAAUUUACAACCAUGUCUUAUUCUUCUAAGGAAAUCUUAGGGUCUGAAGAUGGUAGUCACAUCUUUGAGGCAAUUGGCUUAUUGAUUGGGAUGGAAGAUGUACCACUUGCAAAACAAUCCGAGUAUCUUUCUGCUUUGCUUAUUCCUCUUUGUCAGCAGGUAGAAGCAAUGCUCCUAAAUGCCAAAGUUCUGAACUUGGAAGAGUCCACUGGGAAGAUUUUGAAUCUACAGCAGAUAAUAAUGGCCAUUAAUGCUCUUAGCAAGGGCUUUAGUGAGCGUCUUGUGACUGCUAGUCGUCCUGCAAUUGGUGUAAUGUUUAAGCAGACAUUGGAUGUCAUGCUACAAAUUCUUGUUGUAUUUCCGAAGGUAGAAUCACUGCGAAGUAAGGUCACAUCAUUUGUUCAUCGAAUGGUUGAGACUUUGGGAGCGUCUGUGUUUCCUUAUCUUCCAAAGGCAAUGGAGCAAUUGCUUGUUGAAAGUGAGCCAAAGGAAUUAGUGGGUUUUCUGGUGCUGAUUAAUCAGCUCAUCUGCAAAUUUAGUACAUCAAUGGGAGACAUAUUGGAGGAAGUGUAUCCUGCUAUUGCUGGUAGGGUUUACCGUAUUCUUCCAAGAGAUGACUUUCCUGCAGGACCUGGCGGAAACACUGAGGAAAUACGCGAGUUGCAAGAGCUCCAGCGCACGAUGUACACAUUUCUCCACGUCAUUGUUACUCAUGAUCUAUCAUCAGUUUUUCUUUCGGCCAAAUGUCAGGCCUACUUGGAUACUAUGAUGCAGAUGCUGUUGCACAGUUGCUGUAAUCACAAGGACAUUGUUAUACGGAAGACAUGUGUGCAAAUCUUCAUCAGACUGAUCAAAGAUUGGUGCACCAUCCAGUAUGGUGAAGAGAAGGUACCUGGUUUCCGAAGUUUUGUGAUCGAUGCCUUUGCAACAAACUGUUGUGUGCACAGUGUGCUUGACAAGUCCUUUAAUUUUUGUGAUGCAAAUUCAUUUAUUUUAUUUGGCGAGAUUGUUUUGGCUCAGAAGGUCAUGUAUGAAAAAUUUGGAAACGAUUUUAUCGUUCAUUUUGUAUCUAAAAGUUUUUCCAGUACCCGUUGCCCUCAGCACUUGACACAGCAGUAUUGUCAGAAGUUGCAAGGCAAUGACAUGAAGGCAUUAAAAUCAUGCUACCAGUCUAUCAUCGAAAAUUUACGACUCCAAGAAAAUGGUGUGGUGUUCAGAUAGCAUUCAGAGAAGAAAAAUGGUCUCUCUAUUAUCUAGCUGUACUAUUUAGUAUUCGUUUGGUGAUUGGUUUUCUUUCACUCAAAGGGUUCCUUUUAAUGUAAAUAUCUUUUGUUUCAAGGGGUCCGCGGACAGUGAGGUGUAAAUUUGCGGAAGCGGAUUUUUUCUUUCUUUCUGCAAGUGAGACGACAUUGAGUUUGUUGCACAUUGCAACUCCCUCUGGUGGGGCCCACAACUGCGCGGAGUCGCUGUUUAUACGCAUAGCCAGGAGGAGUAUUCUCUUGCGUGCAUGAGGCUCGCUCGCGCCUUCUUGGGGUCGGAGUUUCCAUGUGGAGGAGACCAAAAGUGGGUGGGUUUUGGCAAGUUUUAAUGAUUUUUUUUCCCUUCACGAUAUUUUGGAGUAAUAUAUUUUUGUCUUUAGUUAGGUCAAUAAGCAAGCAUUUUGAAGAAAAGAUUAAAUGAGCAGAGAAAAUAGACAUACAUAAUCCAUAUAUGCAUGUGUUUUUUUAGUGGAACUUUGCUCAAGGCAAUGAUCAAAUUAAUCCAAGUGCAAAAUAACUGUUUCACUUUUUC